AUGGCCCGUUUAUUUUCCUCCUCCGCUCUCCUGCUUAUUUCUGCGCUUCUCCCUCUUCUAGACGUCGGAGGACAUGAGGCAUGGCCCGGGAGCUUUACUUGCCCCCCAACGCAAACCCUCUCUCCCAGGGCGGGCUUUUGUGAAAUAACGACCCCUGCCAUUACGGACCUUUUGCACGGCACUGGCUUUGUGCAGAUGAAGUUCGAGCCGGGCGACUUCUCCUUCCUUUUCAUCAAACGCCACGAUAACCCCACAGACCCUGCCUUGGCGACGUACCUGCCUAUCUUCCGCUGCCAAUCGGACAGGACGACCGUAAAAACAAAUCAUGGCACCGGCGCUGUCACGUACACCUCUCCGGACUUAUCCUGCGCUUUGACCUGUGUGGUGGGGGAAGACCGUUCUUGCACGAGCAUCUUGGAGCGGGUGGUCAAAACCGUUGGGUCCUUGGGUGGAAGCACCAUCAUAUGCGACCCCUUCACCAAAGCCUGCGCCGUGAAAGAGAUCACGCUCGAUACAUUCAUCGCCGGAGGGGUGAAAACGGCCAAUUGUCAAGUGAGCGAAUGCCUGGCGCCUGUUCCUUUGGUGUCGCCCAAGACCACACCUUUGCAGCCUCCCUCUGUGCCUGCGGCUCCCACAGCACCCGCCGCCCCAAUUACCCGAACCCCUCCCUCUUCCACGGCCUCUGUCGACCCCACCGUACCUGCAGCCUUGCCUGUACCCUCCAAUCCUGCUCCUGGCAUCCCUCUCCCCGCGAAUUCUGCGACUGGCACCCGUUCUGGCCCCCCCCGGGCGCUGCGAAGCUAAAUGCAAUCGCUUAAGCGGAAAAGGAUUGCUUGUCGCCGUGAGAGAGUUUGACAGUCGUUGGCCCGGUAAGGAAUCUAAAUCAUUGCAGAGGUCGUUUUUCACAGGGUGGUAAUGUUGCGGCAGCGCAAGCAUAUGGCAGACGUUUAUAUGUUUUCCUGCUCUUAGCCUUUCAAACCAAGGUGUUGUAGGCACUGUGGUGUUCGUGUGGUUCAGGAUUUCACACAACACUAGACAAGGACGUAGGAAGGAAUCUUGUGGAUGGAGGGAAGGAAAAGGACAGGCGGAAGGGGCCAUAUCGGAUUGCUUUUGCCGUAUGUGAAGGACAGGGGAUGCGACCUAGCCCUACGAUAGUCUCUUUACCUCUGGAUGACAUGCUGCUGAAGGAAGAAAAUGAAGGAAGGAAAAGGCGACCAGAGGUUGGGGCGGAGGGACGGCGGGAAAAAAGAUGGAGUGGGGCAAUGGAAGCACACUGCACAGACAGAGGGGUCUUGACGCAGGAAAGGCGGGGAGGGCAAGAGAGAAGCGUGUACAUAGGGCAAGCGGGCGUGCCCGAGGCUCGACAGUACGUUUGCAUACAGACACAUAGCAGGUAUAUGUAUAUUUGUUGCCAGGUUAAUGGAGGUUGAAAAGCGCAAUGGGAGCGGUCGCAUUUGGAAAAAAAGCACGCAAAAAUUAUGGAUGUUGUAAAUA
Messenger RNA from Nannochloropsis gaditana CCMP526, 1494 nucleotides. RefSeq lists its product as uncharacterized. The record is from RefSeq and is a predicted model, not a curated record. The transcript is spliced from 2 exons. Bases 1 to 804 code for a protein of 267 amino acids.